GGUGAUGCACCUGCCAUUAAAAAGAAGACGAGAUAUCAGCGUCAGCCGGCAGCAUUUCCACGGUCUGACGCUCAGUGAAUAUCUUAAAAAUGAAACGCAGUUAGUUAUCUUGCUGGUGAAAUGACAGAUUGAAGAGAGAGAAAGUACGGACAGAUGUUUGAACGAUGUCAUUACGGAGAUUGUUAACUUGUGGAAAAUAUUCCGAGAGGGACAAAAUACCUCCGGGUCUGGAUUUCCCCCCAGAAGCUGAUGAUGAGAAACACCUGUUUCAAAGGACCAAAUUCAGAAUGAAUACCCACCAUGUUCUGUUCUUCUGCUUCUUAUCAGGAGCACUGUGUGAUGAAGAGAUUGGUACUCCAAGGUACGUUCAAGGUACCGAGGGAGGAAGUAUCAGAGUUGGCUGCUCCUUUCAAUUUGUAGAAAUCGGCAGGAAGUUCUUCUGCAAGGAACAAUGCAAAGGAAAGGAUGUUCUCGUUCAAACAAUUGGUUCGCAAGCCCAGAAUGGCAGAUACAGCCUCAAAUAUACGAAGGACUCACUGAUUGUGAGCAUCACACAGCUGAUGAAGUCUGACGCAGGACGGUACAGGUGUGGAGUGAAAAGACCUGUCCUUCCAGAUUCAUACAAGGAGUUUGAAGUCGCUGUUACAGAUGCUACGACCGCUUUCCCUGAAACCAACCAGCAGCCUGCAGAUUUCCUCCUGGUUUUGGUUGUAUGUGUAACUGUGGUCGUGCUGUUGGCUGUUGUUCUGCUGCUCCUCUACAAAAAAAAGAGGAAGGACUCUGAUGGUUCGAACAAGAAGGGAAACUCAGAGCGCACCAGGACUGAGAUUGUCCCCUACGAGAACAGUCCUCCAGUCUCCACAUGUAAAGACUCCACCUACCAGAGCCUUGAUCCAGCCAGCAGGGAUUUGGACCAAAUCUACUGUACUCUCACUCAGAUACAACCCAAAUGAUACUGUCUGGAUUUAGAAUCGGCGAGAGUUGUCUGGUGAAUGCACACCAAGGCCGAGGUGCUGGUCAUGGCAAUGACGUAUAGUGAAGAAAAGAUGGCCGCACAUAAAGCUCUAAUGAUUUUUAUUGUCUUUCUCAAGGCUCAAGUUCUUACUUGUUACUUCUUCACUAUCUGGAUUUAGAUUGGAUUCUUCCACUGCAGGUUAAUGUUGCAACUCUAGGGCAUAAUACGAUUUGAAACAUCACUUAAUUCUCCACUUUAAAGCCUUAUUCUGUAUUUCACUUGUGCAUAAAUAAAUAAAAUAAAGAGUUGAGUUGUUCUUCUGGUA
Molecule: messenger RNA, 1280 nt
Organism: Siniperca chuatsi (mandarin fish)
Lineage: Eukaryota; Metazoa; Chordata; Actinopteri; Centrarchiformes; Sinipercidae
Product: CMRF35-like molecule 6
Exons: 7
Coding region: 165-953 (262 amino acids)
Source: RefSeq, a predicted model, not a curated record